AUGAAUUUCAGAUUUAAGGAAAAAAAUAUAUGCGUUUCUGAGGGUUGUGUCAAAUCGGCAGCUUCUAUAUUAGCUAAUGUAGACAAGACGGUCAAUCCUUGUGAUGAUUUUUAUCAGUUUGCGUGUGGUAAGUUUACGACAGGUGCUCUAGUAGACGAUGACAAAGCUUCUCGGACUACAUAUAGUGCUGUGAAUCGCAUGGUCGAAGACAAAAUUAGACAUGUUUUAGAAGAACCUAUCAAUCAGCUCGAUUCGAUUCACUCAAAAUUGGCUAAACAGAUAUACGCUACUUGUAUGGACGAACAAACUCUGGAAAAACGAGGUACUCAGCCGUUACGAGAAAUUCUAUCUAAAAUAGGCGAAUGGCCUGUAUUGAGCGGUAACCAAUGGGACGAAGAAAAUUUUCAUUGGACCGAUACCGUUUACAAAUUCCGUGACCACGGACUAAGUAUCGACUACUUGAUUGACUUAUCAGUUAAAAUCAAUCAUAAAAAUACAGAGGCUUAUAUUAUCGAAUUAGAUCGAGCAACUCUAGCAAUGAGUUCAGUAUAUAUGAAACACGGACUCAAAGAUAAGAGAGUCAGUUCGUAUUAUCGAUACAUGGUAGACGUCGCCGUUGAACUUGGAGCAACCGAACAGUAUGCCAAGUCGGAAUUACGACGUGCACUUGACUUAGAAGUCCAGCUCGCUAGAAUAUCACAAUUGCAGUCAUUAAGACAUCUAAAAGAACUAUUUACUGAGGUCACUUUAGCUGAUUUGGCAAGACGUUAUUCAGGAAUACCCUUACGAGAAUAUAUUAAUCGACUGAUUUGUGGAGCCGGCAAAACGUGUGUAUUAAAUAACGACAAAAUCGUGGUUAAUACACCCCAUUAUCUGGAAGGACUAGAAGCAACUCUGAAAUUUACCUCAAAGAGGGUGUUAGCAAAUUACUUGGUAUGGCGGGCCGUAGCAUCGUCGAUUGCAUUUUGCAACCGAAGAGUCAGGUACCGAGAACAGCUAUGGCAUGAAGCAGUUUUAGGUCGACCGGCUCGAGAACCUAGAUGGACUGAAUGUGUAACUAUCUCUUCAACCGUGGUAGAUUCAGCAGUUAGCGCUUUAUACGUCAAACAAUAUUUUGAUAAGCAAACCAAAACAGUCGCUACUGAUAUGGUUAAACGCAUUCGAAAGGAAUUUUAUCAUACUCUUUCAAAGUCGGAUUGGAUUGACCCGAUAACAAAAAGAAAUGCCCUCGAUAAAGCUGAAGCCAUAGAAGAAUUUGUGGGCUAUCCCGAUGAGCUUUUAGAUUCUCUUACCGUCGACAAACAUUAUGAAACUUUUGAAAAAUUACGUGGUCCAGUUAACAAGACCGAUUGGGUGACACAUGGACAAGCCAUUACUGUAAAUGCAUUUUAUAACUUAGUUGAAAAUAGUAUUCAAUUACCUGCAGGUAUUUUGCAAGGUAUGUUUUUUUCGCCCGAUCGACCCAAUUAUUUGAAUUAUGGAGGGAUCGGCUACGUUAUUGGUCAUGAGAUUACUCACGGUUUCGACGACCAAGGUCGUUUGUACGAUAAGACUGGUAACCUGCGAGACUGGUGGCUACCAGAGACCGUUGAAAAGUUCCACGAACGAACCAACUGUAUGAUUCGACAAUAUAGUAACUACACUGUAGAUAAGGCGGCUGGAUUACGUAUUGACGGGCGACAUACGAUCGGUGAAAAUAUCGCUGAUAACGGCGGAGUAAUGUCGGCUUAUAAUGCGUACCGUCGAUGGUCAGCUGAUAAAAUAGAGCCACGGUUGCCCGGACUAUUCGAAUAUUCACCUCAACAGAUGUUUUGGAUUAACGCAGCGAACAUUUGGUGUUCAGUGUAUCGACCAGAAACGCUCAGGCACGUUGUUUUAACCGGCUUGCAUGCCCCGGGCAAAUUUCGCGUGAUAGGUACCUUACAAAAUCAACCGGAAUUUGCGAGUGACUUUAAUUGUUCUUUAGGAUCUUACAUGCACCCGCAGAAAAAAUGCAAAGUAUGGUAACGUCAUAAAAAA
This is a messenger RNA of Daktulosphaira vitifoliae (grape phylloxera), 2019 nucleotides long. RefSeq names its product neprilysin-2-like. Gene Ontology annotation, biological process: protein processing. The record is from RefSeq and is a predicted model, not a curated record. Bases 1 to 2007 code for a protein of 668 amino acids. NCBI's taxonomy places the organism in Eukaryota, Metazoa, Arthropoda, Insecta, Hemiptera, Phylloxeridae. The transcript is spliced from 4 exons. Gene Ontology annotation, cellular component: plasma membrane. Gene Ontology annotation, molecular function: metalloendopeptidase activity.